AUGGAUCCCAGUGAACUGAUCAGCCUCAAGGAACAGGUAGCGGACCUCGAGACUGCCCUACUCUCAGAUCCCAACAAUGAAGACCUUUUGACCUGCAAGACUGAACUCCUCGAACUCAUUUCCCUCACAGAGACACUGCUUCAGCAAGAGCAGCAGCUCGCCGAUGACCUCCCUGCCCUUGCCGCCCCGGUCGAGACGACGCCAGUAGCACAACAAGUCAAUGGAGGAAGAGUCUCGGCCACUUCUUCACCUUACAGGACAACUUCAACAGCGUCUGGGUCAGGAGCUUCAACACCCAACACAUCAACUACAGCAUCAACUUCAACCGCAGCACCAGCAACGAAAGGAUCGAACCAGCCCAUCUAUCAGCCCCCAGCUCAAACACGGCUCUGGGCCGUCGGUGAUCGCUGCAGGGCACUAUACGCCGAGGACGGGAAGUACUACGAGGCGACGAUAUUGGCGGUCGCUGAUGGUCAACAGGCGUAUUCUGUCCAGUAUACAGGGUAUGCCAACUCCCCACCUGUCACGUUGGGACUUGAGAACCUCAAGCCGAUCUAUGACCCCAAAAAACAUCAGCAGCAUACCCCAGCAGCAGCAGGAGACGACAGUGAGGAAGUCAAGGCUGGACAGAAGCGUGGACCAGAUGCCGGUGUAUCAGUAGGAUCAGCAGGAGCAGGUGGUGGGAUGAAGAAGAAGAAGAAGGAUACGGGGCCGAGUGAGCAGGUCCAGAAGCAAAUGGCGUGGCAGAAUUUCGCAAAGGGCAAGUCUAGUGUCAAGAAGGGCAAGGCUAGUGGUGGCGUCGUUGGCUUGAAGAAGAGUAUCUUUGCUACACCUGAUAACCCUGAAGGCAAAGUCGGCGUGGUUGGGAGCGGAAAAGGAAUGACUCAGUUCCAGCAGCGCGGGAAGCAUCUCUACGGAAACACCGACUCGUUGUAG
This is a messenger RNA of Linnemannia hyalina, 936 nucleotides long. The record is from the annotation of a GenBank genome assembly. NCBI's taxonomy places the organism in Eukaryota, Fungi, Mortierellomycota, Mortierellomycetes, Mortierellales, Mortierellaceae.